CUCAGAUUCGGACCCAAAUCAUCCAUAUCCAUCCCAGACCUGAGGUUCGGUCCGAACCUCAACUCUGUGACCCAGUUCGUUGAAAUUUUCGCACUCUUUCGAUCGCUUUAUCUCUCUCUCUCUCUCUCUCUCUCUGAGCUCGGGGAGGAACAUAUAGUCGUAUCUCUCUCUGAUUCAAACCCUAACACUGCAUAAUCCAGCAUUAUCAGAGGAACGCUUACAAGUUUAUGUGAAAGCUCAUCAAAUCAGUCUCGCUGCAUGGUUUAUGAGGCUACGAUCAAUAACCACGCAUCACAAUUUCACUUUAUGGAGUGCAGUUAUAAUGAUGUUAGAAAUAUCAAUCUGUACUGUCGAUGAUUGGGGGCUAGAUUUCUUUCCAUUCUGUUACCUUCAAGUUGGGUUUCGUCUUUUUAUUAUGAGAUUUUUGAAAUAUUCUUUCUUUUUGGUUUUGUUGUAAACUAGGUAAACAGCCAUUGUACACCUCAAAAACAAUUGUUGUUGAACAACAAAUUUUCUUUUUCUAUAAACUCUAUUUUUCAGUUGCCAAGAGGAGAAAGGAUGUUCUCUCUACCUCAUUAAAUUGAUGAAUAAAGAUAUUCAAAAUGUCUAAACACUUGGAACGAGGUAGUUCAGAACCUAUGAACAUAAGUUAAAUCUAAAUCCAUGUUAGUCUAGCUAUAGCAACCUGAAAAGAUAGAGACUGGUAACAGGAAAGAUCUAAUAAAUUUAAACUCAAAAUUCAGUUGCUUUUAAAUGGAUAAAAUGUAACUAUAUUUUAUAGCAAAACAAUAACGGUUAAAUUGCAACUUUUAAGUGGAAUCACAAAGGAGGCUUUUAGGUCUUUUAUUCUUUAGAACUUUAGAGCCUUUCUUCCUCAGAUAUGAAGCCUUAAGAUGGCCAAGGAGGAUAGCUAUAUCUCCAAGUAAGGGGACAAGGGAAAAAACUAUGGGAGUUCAGUUGCCUUCGGGUGGUUUGCUGUCUGGUUGAGGAUAUAUUUGAGGGGUUCCGUCAUAUAGAAAUUCUGAGAAAUCUUAAAUGACCAAAAGAGGGUACCUAUUUUCACACCAAAAGUCAUUACCAGCUGAACAGUGGGGUUGACCAUCUAUGCCUGGAAACGAAGUUGGAGACAGGGUCCACAAUUUCUUUGGCCAAGAGAAUUUGUACCAGGGCCAGCAUCAGUCUCAGGCUGCUGAUGGAAGCUGCGCUGGUCUUAAUAAUAAUCUAUGGGUUCGAAACCAGAGAGAAAUAAAUUCUCCUUUUGUUUCAAAUUUGAAGAAUUAUAAUGCUCAUCAACCAGAUUCUGGAGGACUGGGUCAGCCUUCUCACUCGCUUCAUGGUUUGAACUUCUCACAAUCAUAUAUAACUCCUGAGAUUGGAAGAAGCGAGUCUCAGAAUCAAUAUCAAUCUCUCAAUGGUUAUGCAGCAGGACAACAACUUUUCCAUGCAAGACAGGCUGAAGCAAACUUUUUAGGUGCAGAUGCAGUAUCUGAUAGGCAUAUAACAUCUAGAGGCCUAUCUAUUCAUGAAGCACAAGUGAAUAAUCCUGAAUUAAGCAAGAAAAAUGUAGCUAGGUUGGAAACUACUGAUUCUCCCGUAAAUUUUGAUUUUUUUGGUGGCCAACAGCAAUUGAGUGGCAGGAAUGCCAGUGUGACACAGAUUUUGCCUAAGCAGCAGCCUGGGAAUCAUGACAUGCAGCUUCUGCAACAACAAGCGAUGUUGUCACAUAUUCAAGAACUUCAGAGGCAACACCAAUUUCAGCAGCAGGAAGCAAGACAACAUGGCUCAAUGAAUCAGAUUUCAUCCAACUCAAAGCCGUCAGCAGGAAACCAUUCAGCCACGCUGAUUGAUGGUAUUCCUGUUAAUGAUUUAUCUACCUCUCCUUGGUUGACUGAGCAUAUGGUGAAUAACACCAACUCAUUGCAACAUAGUUUGUCGGCAACAAUGCAGGGCUCCUCUAGUGGAUUUGUAUUUCCUUCUGAGCAGCAACAAGCACUGCGCUCGAUGGGUUUAAUUCCUGAACAAGUUGAUCACUCUUUAUAUGGGGUUCCUAUUUCUACUGCACCUAGUUUUCUAGGUUCAAACUCUCUCAUUCCGACAGAUAAACCUUCUAUGCAGCAGUUAUCUGUCAGUAACGACCCCAUUUCAGGGAACCAUUAUACUGCAUUCCCGGAUCAGGUUAGCAUGCAGGAUGGAAUGGUUGUGAGACAGGAUUUCAUGGGGAGAAGUAUGCUUGGCAUGUCUGCCAGUCAAGGUUUAAAUGGAGGAUUAAAUUCUGAAAACUUGCAGCAUGUGAAUCUCCAACAGAGAAAUACAUCUAUGCAGGAAUUUGGUAGCAGACAAGAUUUCAAUGGGCGAUCAGAGGUGUCACAGGAGAAGACAAUGGCACAGGUUGCUCCACCACAGACUGUGGCUACACUAGAUCCCGCUGAAGAAAAGAUUUUGUAUGGUUCAGAUGACAACUUGUGGGAUGCUUUUGGGAGGAAUGAUAACAUUACGGCAGGUGGUUUCAAUAUGGCAGAUGGUAUGGAUUUUAAUGCUGGAUAUUCCUUUUUACAGAGUGGAAGUUGGAGUGCUUUGAUGCAGUCAGCUGUGGCAGAAACUUCAAGUGGGGAUAUGGGCGCUCAAGAAGGGUGGGGUGGCCUAAACUGUAAUAAUAGCGGUGCUCCAAAUGGUAAUCAGCAAUCUUCCGAUGUUAAUGGCAGUAGAAAAUUGCAACCUGUUUGGGUUGAUAACAACUUGCAGACAAUGAAUUCUCGACAUUCUUCUGUCUCUUCUGCGGCAAAUAAUAGGCCCAACAAUUAUACUAACUCAGCCAAUGCCUUUGGAUUUUCGCAACCGGCUCAUAAACCAUUCUUUCAACAAACUGAAGGUUUUCAGAAUAGCAGGGCCCAAAGUUUGACUCCAUCGUUGGAUGGUGAAAGAAAAUGGAUAGACCGUAAUUUGCAACAUAAGUCACUUGCUGAGGGUCACAAUUUAUCUGAAAACGAAGGUAAUACUUCAAGUGUGGAAAUAAAUGCAGAUAAUAUGUCAGGAUCUUGGCUCCGUCAACAGAAUGUGUCCUCUUAUAAUAGCCAACCAUGUAAGCCUAAUGGUUGGAGCUAUAUUGAACCGAUGUUCUCCCAUGGAGGUAUGAAAAAUCAUAAAACACAUAACAUGUCACAAUCUUCUCAGGGUGGAGAUCAUAAGAGAACUUUAUGUGAAGAGAUGGGUUCUGCUACUUUUAAGCAGAACCAUGAUUCAAUUCCUAACGCAACUGAUGAGUUGCAGCAUGCAAAUCCUGCUGUUGAAAACUCGCAGGUGUACAAUGAAGGUGCUCAUAUGAUAAACAAUGCUGCAGUAACUAAUGCUAGCAGUUUAAGAGAUGACCUAGGAAGCAGGCAACACAAUCCCAUUAAUCGUAAUGUUUCCUUUUGGAAAGAUGCUACUACUUCAAUGGAGUUAAAAGAAAGUGGUUUUGUGGAAAAAUACCAACAUCAUCAUGAUAAGGGCUCUCAAAUGUUCGAAUCACCUGGGAACAGUUGCUUAGAGAAGGGUGCGACUGAAAUGCAUGAGAUUGAAAACUCAAAUACUAGUGAUACACACACUUCUUCUGGAAGCAAACAGAAAGUAGGAGGUAAUACCAUUCGAAAGCCAUCUCUAACUUCUCGCAGAUUCCAGUAUCAUCCUAUGGGGAAUUUAGAUAUGGAUAUGGAACCUUCUUUUGGAACAACCCAUGCAACACAACCACAGGCUCCUAUGCAGCAGAAUUCUCAUGGGUUUAAAGGCAGUGAGCUAAGUCAUUUUAGGCAAUCCAAAUCAGGAGCAGAUGGAAAUUCAAUGGAAGUUGAAAAGAGUGACAUGGGAGCCUUUGGAGAUAUACCUUCCAAAAGAAUGCUUCCACCUUUUGGAUCUCGUUUUUCUUCUUCUUUGGAUAACCUUACAGGCCAUGAUCCACGACAAGUGGCCUUACCGUCCAGCCAAAAUAUGCUUGAGCUUCUUCACAAAGUGGACCAGCCAAGAGAACAUGGUAAUGCUACACAUAGUCCCUCUUACCGAAAUCCUUCUUCUGAAAUGGUUGAAGCAGAAACUUCUGAUGGAUCAGUUGGUCAAGCACCACGAAAGCAGUCCUCUGAUUCUCAAGUUUUUGGUUUGCAACUGGGGCCCCCUCAACGCAUGUCCAUGCAAGAUUCUGCUCUAUCUUCUCAUUGUUCCUCGCCCAUGGUUAUGAGUUCAACCCAUUCUACCUCGGAAACAGGAGAACGUGGUCAUAUGUUGGCUUCUGUAGCCUCUAAACAGAGGGAUUUGAGAAAUAAUAUAACUGGUCCUUCUGGACACAGCGGCAAUAAAAUCCCUCAUAUCAAUGCUCAAGGAAACUUGGCUGCAGCUUCUCAAUCUGCCUUUCCUUAUCCUAGAAGUCAUCUGCACAAUCAGCACCUAGUUGCCAAUCACUCUGCUAGUGUGUUUUCGGAUAAAAUUGGUGUUCAUUCAAGAACUUUUGAUGACUCUUCUGAGCGAGUUGAGAAGAGCCAAAUGGCAUCAACAGAUAUUUCCAGAAGUGGUCUCCAAAUGAACCUAGUUUCUUCUGCUGACACAUCUCACCUUAGCAGUGGUGAUAUAUCUAAUGCACAAAAUUCUUCCCAGCUUGCCCAGGAAUUGGUUUCUGUGCCCAUGUCUCAACAGGAUUCUUUCUCAAAAGUCUCUCCUAAUGAGUGGGCAAGUGUCAGAACCCAGAAACAUUCAUUACAUGCGGAGCCAUCAAUAGCUGCCUCAGAUUUGCUUAAGUCUCAUAUGCGUAUGGACAAUCCAGACAAGAAUUUUUCUGGACAAAAAAAGACUGAUAAUCAAGAGAAAUUGGAACUAGAGGGUAUUUUCCCUGUAGAAAAUUCCAUGAAUAUGCAAAAUAUUAUUGGGGGAGAAAAACAAAUGCAAGAAAGCCCUGACAAACAAGUUUCAGGUGGGAAGAGUGAAAUUUCCUUGCAGGCUACAAGUGCAUCAGGUGGACUGGAAUCAGCUGGACAUCCCUCAUUAGGUGCAUCUCCAUCAAAUUCUAUGGCUACUCGAGCAAAUAUUGACACUUUUGGUCAUUCUCUGCGUCCAAAUAUUAGUCCGCAACACCAUUACUCCUUACUGCAUCAUAUGCAUGCCAUUAAAAGUGCAGAUAAUGACCCAACUAACAGGAGUGGGAAGAGAUUUAAAGGUCCGGAUUGCGGUUUAGAUUCUCAGCAGGUUGCCAUGGAUGGCGGACAACUCUUAUUGCAUGGACACGGUAAUGCUGUCAGAGAGUCAUUGCAUAACAAUGGUUCCAUUUCACAUGUAGAUACAGCAGCGGUAAAUUAUUCAUCAAAGAAAGGGGAUGCCUAUGUAUCAUCUAAUAGUGACAUUGCAUCUUGUGUGAGAGGCGAGCAUCCUCAAAUUAGUCCCCAGAUGGCACCGUCUUGGUUUGAUCAAUAUGGAACCUUCAAUAAUGGGCAAUCUUUAACCGUAUUUCCUGGAUCUAAAAAUGCAUCCAUAAAGCCUUUGGAUCAACCUUUCAUUGUGGAAAAACCUCCUGAUGGUUUCAAUGCUCAAAUUCCUUUGAAUCAAGCAAAUGCUUCUGUUGAUGGUAGUGAGCACAAUAAUUCAAGGGACAGUUUAACUCUCGCAUCGAUAGAACACAGACAUUUGUCUUCUGGUCAAUCAUUGCCACUUGAUUUCAUCAAUGAAAGUUUGUCUGCCGUAAGACCAAAAAAGCGCAAACACUCUGCACCUGAACUGUUACCAUGGAAUGAAGAAAUCACUCAAAGCUUUAGAAGGCUGCAGGAUAUAAGCAUGGCAGACGUUGACUGGGCUCAGACAACCAACCGGCUGAUUGAGAAGAAAGAAGAUGAAGUUGAAAUGAUCGACGAUGGACUGAUAAUAAAACUAAAGAGGAGGCUUAACUUGACUACACAGCUAGUUCAACAACUCCUUCGUCCUCCUCCUUUUACAACUCUCUCUUCAGACCCCAGCUUACAUUAUGAGAGUGUGGCUUAUUUUGUUGCGAGGCUAGCAUUAGGGGAUGCCUGUAAUAUAGUUUCUUCCACAGGAACUGAUAAUGCUUCGCAUCCAGAAAGAAAUCUCCCUUCUGAGAGACCUAAAGCAUCUGGGAAAGCUGGUUAUCAUAAGUUCAUAGAAGGUUUGGAGAACUUCAUGAGCCGGGCACAGAAGAUGCAAGAUGAUUUAUUGAGAGUGGAGAAGAGAGCUUCAAUCUUAGAUUUGAGAGUGGAAUGCCAGGAUCUUGAGAAAUUCUCCGUUAUCAAUCGGUUUGCCAAGUUCCAUAGUCGAGGACAAGUUGAUGGGGGUGAGGCCUCGUCAUCUUCUGAUGUAACCACAAGUUCUCAGAGAUCUUGCCCCCAGAGAUAUGUUACUGCACUUCCCAUUCCUAGAAAUCUUCCUGACAGGGUACAAUGUCUUUCACUUUAAUUAUUAAUUGAUUGAUUUUGUUCACGUCGGCCAAUUAUCUCUACAUCCCUAAUGCUUCUCUGGUCGAUUUUCUUUCAACUUAUAGUCAAUAUGCUUCACAAAUAGAACCAUACAAUUGGGAAUGUCAGAGAGAAAUGAUUUCUAAGUUAUCUUCUUGAAAUCAAUUGAGGCUGUUAGAUAAGAUAUGUGCAAGUUAGGUCCUUCAAUGUCAUUUUGAGUAAUAUAAAUAGGUCCAUUCACACUUAAUGUACAAAAGAAAUUGCAAUGCCCUGUCUUUCUUUCUUUUUCUUUGUUCCUGCAAAUGGGAGGGCAGAAGAAUUGCAGUUGUUUCCCAGAAGUCUCCAUGCAUCCCUAAACCCAGGUAUUAAUUGUACUUGUAUGGGUUUUUUAUUCAUGAUUUAAGCUUUAGCUCUUCUUAUUUGGGAAAAAAAAUUGAGUGUUAGAUGUGGAGACACAGAGUUGGGCUGGACAUUAGUGUGCUGAUAUUUCAAUACAGAUUAUUUGGCGUUACAUGUAAAAAUUGUAAAUCCUGAUCAGUAUUUUAGCUGAAGUAAUAAAAAUAUUAUCAAGUGCUUAUUUUUAA
Molecule: messenger RNA, 7003 nt
Organism: Cucurbita pepo subsp. pepo (vegetable marrow)
Lineage: Eukaryota; Viridiplantae; Streptophyta; Magnoliopsida; Cucurbitales; Cucurbitaceae
Source: RefSeq, a predicted model, not a curated record